Abrus precatorius (Indian licorice) is the source of this 1056-nucleotide messenger RNA. Its product is annotated as GATA transcription factor 15-like. The record is from RefSeq and is a predicted model, not a curated record. Gene Ontology annotation, biological process: regulation of DNA-templated transcription. NCBI's taxonomy places the organism in Eukaryota, Viridiplantae, Streptophyta, Magnoliopsida, Fabales, Fabaceae. The transcript is spliced from 3 exons. Gene Ontology annotation, molecular function: sequence-specific DNA binding; zinc ion binding. The coding region runs from base 333 to 725 and encodes 130 amino acids.
GGUGUGAGUAGGAGAAGCGGACACGUCACAUGGACAGGUGGCAGCGUGGAGGUGUAUAAGUUGCAGGUUUGCCACUGUAUUUGAGGAAAGAAGGAGGGUAAUUUGGUAAUUGUGAAGGGGAGACCUAGGGUUUUUGGGGUAUAUUCAGUUGACAGAGUCGGUUGGAGUGAUAAAUGAAAUAAUUUGUUUCCAAAUUGGUGAGAGUGGUGCAUGCGAGGGUGUGUUGUAUUGUAGCUUGGUAGUUGUACUAGUACGGUACCGCACUGCCACUCUCUCGGUGAUUCGGUUACUUGUUUUCUGUUGCAUUCAUAUUUAGCCUCUUGGGUUGAUCCAUGGUAAUCAUGGAUCUCAAGGACAAGGAAUGGUCAUCUGAGAACGACAAGUGUUGUGCUCACUGCAAAACCACCAAGACCCCACUCUGGCGAGGAGGACCAGCUGGGCCCAAGACGCUGUGCAACGCUUGUGGAAUAAGGUAUCGGAAGAGAAGGGCUUCUUGUUGUACGGUGGGAAUGAACAGAGGAGAAGAGAGGAAGAGAGGGAGGGAAGAGAAUAGGGGGAGCAGCAGCAGUUCCGAUUUGAGGGAGUGUUUGAAGGUAAAGUUAGUGGCGUGGGGUGAGGAAGUUCUCUUCCACCCAUCACCAAAACAGAGGUUGAAGAAGUUAGGGGAAGAGGAACAAGCAGCUGUGUGUUUGAUGGCAUUGUCCUCUGGCUUUGUCUUCGCUUGAACCUCAAUCACGCCCAUUACCUUUACAAUUACAAACAAAGCAUUCCUUAAUUUAGCACAUUGAAGGUAACCUAAUUACUCAUCCACCUCAAUCCAUUUUCCUUGUCGUAUAGCUAACCUCUUUUUCUUUUGGCCUUGUGAAAUGAAUAUGUACCCUUAUUUAUGGGUAUUUUUCACUCUGUUCCUAUCUAGUUAGGGAGAAAAUCUCUUUUCUUUUACUUUUACUCCCUUCUGUUUAUAUCUGCUAAUAGGGCUAGUUAGUUUUUAAUGUAAGUAUUUCAGAUUUAUGGCUAAUUAUUAUUAUGAUACAAGUAAUCUUUGAUGUUGUUCCU